Seminavis robusta is the source of this 2661-nucleotide messenger RNA. Lineage: Eukaryota; Bacillariophyta; Bacillariophyceae; Naviculales; Naviculaceae. The record is from the annotation of a GenBank genome assembly.
AUGACAAAGGAGGACAACAAUAAGGACGAACCUGCCGUUGCGGCAUCAGUCUCGUUGGAUGAAGGAUUAUUGUCGAGCACUAGAUCUAGUAAUAAUCCACCACAUGCACAGGAAGAAGAAGAAGGAGAUAAUCAUCAAACGACCGGCCAAGAGACCACCAGUGGAGAACCUGCUUCUCAGCGCCACCACAAGAAGGCUCAGAGUUGGAGUGAUGUCUUGGAAGGAGUUGCCAAUGAUCUCCUUGGAAAUGAUAACAAUGAUAACAAUCAGAGACCUCCCUUGCCACCACCUCCUCCUGCUGCCAAGCCAUCACCUCAACGACGAAAUUCGGCCGACAAGAGUUAUGCACUCCGCAAUCAAACCUUUCUCAAACAAGCGGCUGCGGGAGCACUCAACACUAGUACCAACAAACAGCAGCCACAUUAUUAUCACGUCAGCCCUUCUCCCAAUACCACAUUUCGAAAACGACUGCAUCUCACGGCCAUUGACGAAAGUGACGAUGGUCAAAGCUUUGUCGUAGUAGACCAACAACAAAAACAAUCUAUGCGAUCGUCGUGGGGGAGUACCCCCUCGGAUGUGCCAUCGCCACCCCCGCAACAACAAUACCCAAAUUGGUUUGGUCCAAACAACAACAGCAAUAACGCAACAAUCGACGAUGACUCCUCCAUACAAAGCAAAACCAUUCGAUUCGAAACCGCUGCCGAUGAUUCAUCCGUUCUCAGUUCACUGGCGGGAGAUUACUAUGCUCCUCCUACUGCUGCUGCUGGUGGUGGAGGAUAUUAUGGAUCAAGUGCUGCCAAUGAUAAUACCUACAGUGGCGCGCUACAAACCUCAACAUCGUCCAUCAUGAGGAACACUGCAACAACCAACAGCAACCAGGAAUAUUAUGACGAACGAGUGGCGCGGUUUGAACAACAGCAAGAAGAACAAUUCCAACAGAAAAAGAUCGACAUGGAACAGAGAUUGGGGCAUGUCUUGGAACAAAAUUCCAUUACCAAAGAAUCGGAUAAAAAUGCCAUUAUCGACUCGUACAUGCAAGAACUCGAAAAGGAACGGGUCGCCAUGAUGGAACUAUGGAAGGCUGAAAUGAGGCGGGAAGAAGAACGAAUGAGACAAGAACAACAGCGUCUUUUUCACGAUUUUGGAUGUUACGAAGCCAUUAUACGACCGUGCAUUGAUUCCCUCCUGUCCAUGCUGGCUACCUUUGAAGUGGUACUGUCGAACAUGCCCUUGACUGUUGGAGCUGUAGGAUUGAGCUGGGUGACGCAAGGAACGGUCUGGUUCAAGUUCACGGAAGAAGUUGUCUCGACUUGUGUACAUGCCCACUACUUUUCAGACCAGUGCUCCUUCUUGGAAUUCCCUGGCUGCUUUGCAUGCGACGUAACAAACCCAUACUACCAAGCAGCACUCUACUUUCACUUGUUUUGCUCCUCUGUGUCGGCUUUGUGUUGUCUCCUAUUCCUUGCCAAAGUCAUCUUGGCUCCCAAUGUCGUCCUCGACAUGCUCAAGAAUCCAACAACAUCCACUCCUGUCGGUGUUUGGUGCAUUGCAGUCGUCUGCACAUUUGCAGGACAGUAUGGUAUCGUGGGGGAAGCCAUUGUUCUGGUGACCUCCUUUUUCCAUGUCAUGCUGGCCUUUUGGUUUCUGUACACUACCAUUUUCAAGUUUCGCGGAUUACCCGAUCCGGGUUGGUUCCCAAACGUUGUUGGGAUCUCUUACGCGGCUGUGAAGACGUUCAUCUAUCUACCUACGCCAGGUCUGAUUAUCAUGAUGUGCUGCACACUUUUCUUUCUGUGCACGUUCUUUGUGAGCGUUGUGCGCGUGUACUUCAAUCACAAGAUUGCUGCACCGGUUUGUUGGAUCCAGUUGUCGGCCCCAUCAAUCACCCUCUAUGCCCUCACAUUAUUAAGUCAGCCCACUCCGUCUCAAGAAACGCUGAUGGAAACAUCGCCGGACGCAAAGCUUCACUUUACGGAGAUGCUGGAGGAUUACUUCAUGCCAUCGCAACACUUUUUCAUGGCCCUCACCAUGGUUGGUUUGGUUUCAGCUGUGCACAGCCUUUACGCAUACCGCGCAUCGCUGAUUAGCUUGUCUCCAAACAUGCCUCCAGGAAGUCCAUUCAAAAAGUUGCUGUUUGGUUACUGGUGCUUCUUUCUUGUCGUCGGCACCGUGUUGAAUAUUGUGUUCACCAUCAAGUACAUUGUACGCAUUCCAGAAUGGACCAAGCCAGAUCUUACAGGAGAGGAAGAGCCCCCAGCCCCAGUUGAUACGAUUGUCCAUGAAAUGUUGGAUGAAACUGGUGCACACGAGACUAUGCGACAACCCUUCGUGAGUCCUGCCGUAUUGGAAGCAGCCGAGGCUGGAGUGUUGGUUAGGGUCAAGCGAGGCACCGAGGACUAUCGCAGACACGGACCGUUUAGGCGUACACGCAAUGUGACUUCUCUUGGUUUCGAUUUGAUGCUGAGUGAACUGGAGCUUCGUGAAGAAAGAGCGCGAUUGCUGGAUUGGGUGGCCAAGAACGCACCUCGAAAGCGCAAUCGUACCAUGAGUGUUCCAUGGGUCAGUCGAGAAGUGUAUGGCACUUUUUCGAAUCCGUCUGAAGGCGAAAGACUAGUCCGUGGUCACACUCGGGCGAACACGACAACAGGAGCUUUCAUGUGA